CUGCCCAGCACAUUGCGGAUGGUGCAGAUUUUUAAUCAAGACAAGAUCCACCAUUCUCUCCAUUAUUAUAUAGACCAGUCUGUGUGCCAUUUCCUCAGACCUAGACAGUAGACACAUCAACCACAACCACAACCACAACCACAACCACAACCACAACCACAACCAUAACACACAAUUUACAAACAUGGCACCACCACAACUCCCCACCCGCAAAUUGGGCAAGAAUGGCCCUGAAGUCACAGCCCUGGGCUUCGGCACAAUGGGCCUCAGUGCAUUCUAUGGCGCCCCUAAGCCAGAUGAAGAGCGCUACGCUCUGCUCGACCACGUUUACAACUCAGGCGAACUGUUUUGGGACACUGCCGACAUGUACGCCGAUAGCGAGGACUUACUAGGCCGUUGGUUCAAGCGCAACCCUGGCAAGCGCGAGAACAUCUUCCUCGCGACCAAGUUCGCCAACUACGUCAACCCAGAUACCGGCGCCAGGGAGGUGCGAAACGAGCCAGAAUACAUCCGCCAGGCGUGCGACAAGUCCCUGAAACGGCUCGGCGUCGACCACAUCGAUCUGUACUACGUGCAUCGUCUGGACGCGAAACAGCCCAUCGAAAUCACCAUUCGCGCAAUGAAGGAGCUGAAGGAUGCCGGCAAGGUCAAGUAUCUGGGCAUGAGUGAGUGUUCUGCAGAUUCGCUGAGGAGGGCGUGUAAGGUAACACACAUCGACGCCGUCCAGAUGGAAUACAGCCCAUUCUCAAUGGAGAUUGAAGACCCGCAGUACAACUUGCUUAACACGGCUCGUGAGCUGGGUGUUGCGGUCGUCGCAUAUUCGCCUCUUGGGCGAGGGUUCUUGACCGGCUCGAUCAGAAGUCGCAAAGAUUUCGAGGAAGGUGACUUCCGAACGUUCGCUCCCCGAUUCAGCGAGGAGAACUUCCCCAAGAAUUUGAAGUUGGUCGAUGAGAUCAAGGCCGUGGCUGAUUCCAAGGGAUGCACGGCUGGACAGCUCGUUCUGGCAUUCCUGAUGGCUCAAGGCGAUGAUAUUAUUCCCAUUCCAGGAACGACGAAGGUGAAGAACUUUGACGAGAAUAUGGGUGCAUUGAAGGUCAAGAUCACCAAGGAGGACAAUGAGAAGAUCAGAAAGGCAAUCAGUGGGGCCCAGGUUCAUGGUGGAAGGUAUCCAGAUGAGUUCGCAAAGGCUUGUUUUGUUGAUACUGUGCCCUUGAAGGAGUGAUUCCACCCCGAAAUGGCAUCGAAUAAGUGGACGCCCGCGAAGUGAAAUGCAGUGGGCAUGAGAAGAGAUGAGACAGUUCUUCAUACAUACUAUCAAAGUUGAGAUUCGAGAGGUUAUCCAUCUGGUCCAACCAGCCAUAUCA
Molecule: messenger RNA, 1364 nt
Organism: Exophiala xenobiotica
Lineage: Eukaryota; Fungi; Ascomycota; Eurotiomycetes; Chaetothyriales; Herpotrichiellaceae
Exons: 2
Coding region: 185-1222 (345 amino acids)
Cellular component (GO): cytoplasm
Source: RefSeq, a predicted model, not a curated record